AUGGUUGAGAUUAGAGAAUUGUCUCCAACUAUGGAGAACAAUAGUAGAGUUUGUACCAUUUGUAACAAGUCUUUUUCUAAUGGAAAAGCAUUGGGAGGUCACAUGAAAUCUCACUUAGCCAAAUUACCGGUCCCUCCAAAACCUCCAAACAAUAGUCAAGUAAUUGAAUACUCACUUGAAUCAACAAAAAGACCAACUCAUUCUUUCUCUUCAUCUUCGUCAUCAUCUUCUCAUUCAAGAAACAAUCCUAUGCACAAUCUUCGUUCUUUGAAAAGGAACUUCUACUAUACCCUAGCAAACUUUGGUAGAAAUAGUUUUUUUGAGUCUUGUCCGAAAAACCCUACUCGAAAACGAUCCAAACGCCACCGAAAACAAUUUAAAUUGGCCACGGAAAAAAGAGAGAGUACACAAUAUAGGUUAAUGUAUGAUGAAUUUGAUAUAGAAGCUGCCAAAACACUUGUUAUUAUUUCUAUGAAAGAAUGGCAACAAAUAGAGGAGAAAUACAACAAAGAGAUGGCAAAAGUUAAUGGAAAUGAAAGUACUUGAAGUUUCACUACAUUGUUGGGGUAAUGAAAGUUAUGCAUCUAUUAUUAUACAUAGGUGAUUUACUUUUUAAUGUUGUUGUCUUUCUUUUGAA
This is a messenger RNA of Cicer arietinum (chickpea), 637 nucleotides long. RefSeq lists its product as uncharacterized. The record is from RefSeq and is a predicted model, not a curated record. NCBI's taxonomy places the organism in Eukaryota, Viridiplantae, Streptophyta, Magnoliopsida, Fabales, Fabaceae. Gene Ontology annotation, biological process: regulation of DNA-templated transcription.